GUAUGUAAAGUGCAUCAACCUACACACGCCAUUUUAUUCCCGUUACUCACCGGUUGCCGUACCUCGCUAAGUUCGGCUUCCAAUCAGUUGCUCUUCCUCCUCCUCGUCGCCGCCUCCGCAAGUGAUUGUCUCGCCCUCCGCUCCUCCGAUGGCAGUAACGUCAGGGAAGCCUAUGUACAAAUUGUUUCUGGCACAACACUGCCAACAAACUUGGCAGUCGAACACCACAAAUCUGUGUGUAUCUUUUGGUCUUGGUACACGCAGAACAUAUCCUUUGCCAGGGUUGAAGUUAGAAUGGACUGGCAUGUCAUCCAUCCAUUCACAUUUUUUACCAACACCAGACACCAGUGUGAGGAAACGAAUAAGUAUUUCAUGCAAUGCGGCUCAAGGUACAAGUGCUGUUUCAUCUCAUGAGAAGGUUGAUUUUCUCAAGCUUCAAAAUGGAAGCGAUAUCCGAGGUGUUGCUGUUACUGAUGUUGAGGGUGAGCCGGUGAAUCUAACUGAACCGGUUUCAGAAGCUAUAGGUGCUGCUUUUGCUGCAUGGUUGUUGGAAAGGAAGAAACCAAAUGAAUCAAGACGAUUGAGAGUCUCCAUUGGUCAUGAUUCACGAAUAUCUGCUCAGAAAAUGCAGGAUGCAAUUUCUCGUGGACUUGCUGAUGCUGGUGUAGACGUCAUCCAAUAUGGAUUGGCAUCUACACCAGCAAUGUUCAACAGCACACUUACAGAAGAUGAAAGUUAUCUCUGUCCAGUUGAUGGGUCCAUAAUGAUAACAGCAAGUCAUCUUCCCUAUAAUCGCAAUGGCUUCAAAUUUUUCACUAAUGCUGGCGGACUUGGAAAAGCUGACAUUAAAGACAUUUUGGUUCGUUCUGCCAUUUUAUAUGAGAAGUUCUCAGUUGCUGGCGUGAAGGAAUCAAUUCAAACUGCUAUUAGCAAUGUGACAAGGGUAGAUUACAUGUCUGUUUAUACUUCAGAUCUGGUAGCUGCAGUUCGUAAGGCUGUGGGAAACAAGGAGAAGCCUUUGGAGGGAUUUCACAUUGUUGUUGAUGCAGGGAAUGGCGCUGGCGGCUUUUUUGCUGGAAAAGUGCUUGAACCUUUAGGCGCUAUUACUACUGGUAGCCAGUUCUUGGAGCCUGAUGGUUACUUCCCAAAUCAUAUUCCCAACCCUGAAGACAAAAAUGCUAUGAAAGCAAUAACCAAGGCAGUUGCUGAGAAUAAGGCAGACUUGGGUAUCAUAUUUGAUACAGAUGUUGACAGGUCUGCUGCUGUAGACUCAAAUGGGCGGGAGUUUAACCGGAAUCGACUGAUUGCUUUGCUGUCUGCAAUAGUUCUCAAGGAACAUCCAGGGACUACUAUAGUAACAGACAGUGUUACCUCAGAUGGCUUAACAACCUUCAUUGAGAAGAAACUUGGUGGAAAACAUCACAGGUUCAAGCGAGGCUACAAAAAUGUAAUUGAUGAGGCAAUUCGCUUGAAUUCUGUUGGUGAAGAAUCACAUUUAGCGAUCGAAACAAGUGGCCAUGGAGCUUUAAAGGAGAAUCACUGGCUUGACGAUGGAGCAUUCCUCAUGGUCAAGCUCUUAAACAAACUUGCUUCUGAGAAAGCUUCAGGUUCAAGUAGUGGUAGCAAAGUGUUGACUGAUUUGGUUGAGGGUUUGGAAGAACCUUCUGUCGCAGCUGAAUUAAGGUUGAAGAUUGAUCUGAACCAUCCAGAUCUUAGAGGAUCAUUCCAUGAUUAUGGAGAAGCAGUUUUGAAGCAUUUGGAGAAUAGAAUAACUUUGGACCCAAACUUGAAGAAAGCACCUGUCAAUUAUGAAGGAGUCAGAGUAUCAGGACAUGGUGGAUGGUUUCUCCUAAGGCUGUCACUCCAUGAUCCAGUUCUCCCUCUCAACAUUGAGGCACCUAGCAAGGAAGAUGCUGUGAAGCUGGGGCUCGCAGUUCAAGCGGCUGUUAAAGAGUUCUUUGCUCUGGAAACAUCAGCACUCGACAAGUUCGUGCAACAACAACAAUGAAAUAUUGUCCAAGCGAUGCAGGGUUUGGCCUUAAUUUUCUAGUGUAUUGGUUUUCCUUAUAGAGUCAGAAUUGCCAAUAAUGUUUGAAGUGCAGAAAUUAAAGGACACUACUUAAAAAACUCCUUUUCCACACGCCACUGAUCCUAUUGCCCGGAGUUGCUACUGUAGUUGAUGAGCCAGACGAUCAGUGGCGGUAUCACUGCUUACAGCCUCUGCCGUCCUGGACUCUGGGUUCGUUGCUGUCUCUGUCAUAAUCGACGAGCAAAUUUCUCACUAAAUGGCAAUCAAAGAAAGCAACUCCUUUUCAUGUGCAAUUUGGCAAUGGGUGCAUCACUGCAUCAUUUAUUCUCUUAAUACCUAUUGCUUGGUUGCUGUAGUUGAUAUUAUUUUAUCAAGAAUAAUUUGAAAUUUUAAAAUGUGUUUGAAUGAGGAGUGCCAGUUAAAUAUUUAUAGGGAUGAAAUAAAAGUUUUAAUUUUGAGAA
Zingiber officinale is the source of this 2490-nucleotide messenger RNA. Its product is annotated as phosphoglucomutase-like. Gene Ontology annotation, cellular component: chloroplast stroma. Gene Ontology annotation, biological process: carbohydrate metabolic process. Bases 149 to 2008 code for a protein of 619 amino acids. The record is from RefSeq and is a predicted model, not a curated record. Lineage: Eukaryota; Viridiplantae; Streptophyta; Magnoliopsida; Zingiberales; Zingiberaceae. Gene Ontology annotation, molecular function: phosphomannomutase activity. The transcript has 18 exons.